AUGCAGCCCCUUAUCCUUCUGGUUGUUUUGGCUUUGGCUUCGGGCAUGGUAUGCCUCUUGCAGGUUGGGCGCAGACCAAAGAACUAUCCUCCCGGGCCUCCGACCCUACCAAUUCUGGGAAAUAUCCAUCAGAUGCCCUCUCGCGACGCACACCUCCAAUUUGAGAAGUGGGCAAAGGAAUAUGGCCCGAUUUACAGCCUCAUGUUGGGCACGAAGACCCUAGUCGUCCUAUCGAGCCCAGAGGCCGUCAAAGAGUUGUUGGAUCGGAGAAGUGGUAUCUACUCAAGCAGGCAAGACAUGUAUAUCGGUCAGACCCUCUGCAGCGGAGGCUUACGGCUCCUCAUGAUGCCCUACGGAACAACUUGGCGAAUGUACCGCAAGAUGUUCCAUAGCUUGCUUAAUAUCUCGGCAGCUAGGUCUUACGUCCCGUAUCAAGUGCUUGAAAACAAGCAAAUGUUAUACCAAAUCCUGUUGCAACCGAACGACGUCUUGAAGCACAUUCGCCGAUACUCUAACGCCUUGACUACCUCAAUGGUUUUUGGUUGGCGAACGCCGACUUAUGAAGACCCAAAAAUGCAACAGCUUUUCACCGAAUUUGCCAAAUUUUCCGACCUGAAUCAGACGGGCACGGCAGCUCUCAUUGAUUUCUUUCCUCUCCUAAGAUAUCUACCGAGCUUUUUAAACCAGACACAGAAGAAAGCUCAACAGCAUCACCAGCGCGAAAAGAAGCUCUAUCUAGAACAUUGGCUAAACGCAAAAUCGGCUAUUGCGGAAAGUACUAUCAAGCCAUGUUUCUGUGUCGGCAUGGCUGAGGCGCAAAGGGUCGACGGCUUCAGUGAUGAGCAGGCCUGCUACACAUCGGGUACCCUCCUCGAAGCCGGGUCGGACACAACCUCAAGCACCCUCUACGGGUUCGUUCAAGCUAUGGUUCUAAAUCCCGAGGCUCAAAAGAUGGCUCAAGAUGAAAUUGACCGAGUGAUUGGCCCUGAUAAACUUCCGACUAUGGAUGAUGAGGCAGAUCUACAAUAUGUCCGCCAAUGUAUGAAGGAGGCGCUAAGGUGGAUGCCGACAACUAUUAUGGGCGCUGUUCCACAUGCAGUAACGCAAGACGACGAGUAUAUGGGCUACCUGAUCCCAAAAGGUGCUGGCGUAAUGAACAAUGUGUGGUCGAUCCACCGUGACCCUGAGCGAUACCCUGAGCCUCGAAAGUUCGAUCCCUCUCGGUAUGACAACGACACACAAAGUCUCGGCGACUCGGCUGCGAACCCGGACCCUCGAAAGCGCGACCAAUUCACUUUUGGAGCUGGACGUCGCAUCUGUCCCGGCAUUCAUGUCGCGGAACGCAGUCUUUUCCUCGGCAUCUCGCGCAUGUUGUGGGCAUUCAACAUUGAGCCGGCUCAACAAGAGAACGGAUCCCCGAUCUAUCCGGACCAAGAGCGACUUACGCAAGGAUUUGUGUGCGCGCCUGAACCGUUUCCUGUCCGUAUUGUUCCAAGGUCCCAAGCACGUGCAGAUCUAGUCACAAAAGAGUGGAAAGAGGCGGAAACAGAACUGUUGGAUCCUCAAACGAAACAGUGGCGCGAGUCACCAGUUGCGUCAAUCUCAUAUUCCAGCAAAACGAAGUAA
This is a messenger RNA of Exophiala xenobiotica, 1626 nucleotides long. RefSeq lists its product as uncharacterized. The record is from RefSeq and is a predicted model, not a curated record. Bases 1 to 1626 code for a protein of 541 amino acids. Lineage: Eukaryota; Fungi; Ascomycota; Eurotiomycetes; Chaetothyriales; Herpotrichiellaceae. Gene Ontology annotation, molecular function: oxidoreductase activity, acting on paired donors, with incorporation or reduction of molecular oxygen; monooxygenase activity; iron ion binding. The transcript has 4 exons.